AUGAUGUUGAGAAGAUUAGUACAUAUUGCCAAUAGUAAUAAGAAUGUUGUUACUUGUAACAGCAACAACAACAAGUCAUCAUUGUACAAUCAUUUCAAAUCAUCAAAUAUAAAUGAAACGAUUACUACUACGACACAACAAUAUGCUAAUGUUAAUGUUAGAUACUAUAGUCAUAACAAAGCAAUCAAUAAUAAUUUAAAUAUGUACGAACGAUAUAGAGUGGUCAAACGUGACAUUGAUAGUGUUAGAAAGCAGAGAAACGAGACAUCGACCAAGAUGAAAGAUAAGAAGCUGACAAGAGAAGAGCGUGAUCAGCUGGUCGAGCAAGUGGGAUUCUCACACUGUUUCCGUAGUGAGGUGGGUGGUGGCACCAACAACCGCGGUAUCUACCGUGUACACCAGUUCUCCAAAGUCGAGAUGUUUGUCCUUGCCAACGAACAGGACAGCGACCGUAUCCACCGCGAGCUCCUCGACACGCAAAUCGAAAUGUUUAAUGAGCUCGAACUCCCCUUCCGCGUGCUCGAUAUGCCUACGGGCGACUUGGGAGCACCCGCCUACCGAAAGUUUGACAUUGAAGUAUGGAUACCCAGUCGCAAUGGAUAUGGCGAGAUCUCUAGCACCAGCAACUGCACCGACUACCAGAGCCGUCGUCUCAACAUCAAACACCAUCUUCACGCAGACGCCGACUCUCACUUUGUUCACACACUCAAUGGUACUGCCAUUGCCAUCCCACGUAUCAUCCUAGCCAUCCUCGAAAACAAUCAACAAAAGGAUGGAUCUAUGAUUAUAACGAUCAAGUUAUUUUGGCGCAUUUAUAGUCAAUCACACAACAAACAAGGAUAUCAAAAGGAAGAUGGUUGUUUUCCAUCAUUUAGUUGUAGAGGUCAAUGGAUUUAUGAAGUAGAGUAUGCAAAUGCAGGAUGUACAGGAGCAAUUAAUAGAGUAAAUGCAUUUUAUGCAGGACAGUGUUAUGCCGGUGGUUCAGACUAUUGGUGGUACACUGUGUCUGGUGGUACUGCUUCGUUUGCAAUCAGUCAAGGAGGUUGUUUUGCAGCACCAGACUACGCUUAUAAUUACCCUGCCGACUCUGGAUGUACUGGAUCUAUGCAGGUCAUCACACGUACAGUACCUCCACUACCAGCCACCGGAUUCCUUGGAUUCGAACGUAUUAGGUCGCCAAACCCAUCAAGUGAUUGUUUAAACUACGAAAAUGAAAGAAGUAUUGAUAGAAUCAAUGCAUGUGUCAUGUUACCAUCAAACAGAGGUGCUGGUAUCUAUAUCAGGGCCUAUCAAACCACUCAAAUCGGGUUUGGAUAUUAUUAUGCCGGAUGUGGUACUGUAAUGGGUACCAAUGUAUUUACAUCUCCAUCUACAUGUUCAAGUGUCGAUGGUGGGUAUACAUGGGGACAAGUGUUCCCAGCACUAGGUAUAUCAUCGGUCGGUGCAACCAACACCCUAAACGAUGUAUCGCUCACUACCUUUUCGUCGAAUAUCGGUGGUUCCAUCUUUUACUACACUGCCACGCUCAGCUGUCCAGCUGGUCAAUACCCAAUGGCCACUUCGAUUAACCCAGCCACACCAACUGCCACCCUCGCCAUUCCAUCCGCAGCUAGAGGUCAGAGUUGCACAAUCGUCGUGUCAGCCAACGGAGACACUAUCGUAUCUGGCGGUCCUAUAACAGGUCAAUCAGGUGCCUUUACCCUUCCACUUCUUGCAACAAUGUCAACAUUAACACCAGGAACUGUAACAACUAAAACCAUAGCAUUUACUUAUUCUAGUAGUACUGGAGGUACUUAUACAGUGACUGUUGGUGGAACACAAUAUCCAACUUGUUCGGGUGUGACUACAUGUACUGCCACUGGAUUAAAUCCAAAUACACAAUACACUGUCAGUGUGACCGUCACCAAUGCCGGUACGACCUCUGCACCAUUGAGUUUCACCACUACCACUGCCAAUAUUAUUGACACCCCAUCCGUUUCAAUCAACGCUCAAACCAGCACAUCUCUUACCGUAUCGUAUGCAGUGACUGGUGGUUAUGGAGCUACCAUCUACCAACUCAGACUCAACAACGUCGUUCAAGCUUCAUGCAUAACUUCAUCAUGUACAAUUCCCGGUCUUGUCUAUGGAACUGUUUAUACUUUUUCAGCAUCUGCAACCAAUGAUGGGUAUACUGCAACUUCACCCAAUUUUGUUAAAAACUUUUGGACUUUACCAACAAUGGGACCAGUAAAUAUUGUAAAUUAUGGAACUACAUGGUUAACAUUUAGCUAUUCAUCAAAUGAUGGUAGAGUGAUUGGUGCCAAUACAUUUGCUAUUCGAGUCAAUGGAAUAUUGAGUACAAACUCUACUUGUUCAGGAUCUACCAAUUGUUAUGUUGGUGGAUUGACUGCAGGUUCAACACCAGCCAUUAGCAUCACAUCUUCCAACAGUGGUGAAACAUCUGCUACACAAGGUACAGCAAAUCAAAAACUAUAUGAUAGUGUCAGCACCCUUGUUGUUACACCAUCCCUACAAACAAGUUCAUCAUUUAGAGUAACGUAUUCAAGUUCGAAUGGUAUCCCUUUAAAAACAAUCUACCAAGUUUUAGUUGACAGUAUUUCCGCCCCUAGCUGUCCAGCCACCGAAGGUGCAUGUACUAUUAUAUCCCUUCCACCAAAAACCUACAAUGUUACAGUCACUGCAACCAACGACGGUUUAUUAAUUUCAAAAUCAAUCAAUGUUCUUGUUACAAAUUUCCCAACAAUGAAUCCAAUUGUAGUAGGAGAUAUUGGUACAACUUGGGUUGAAUUUACUUAUUCAUCUAUUGGUGGUACAGCAGGAGGUAAUAGUUUUACAAUUAAUGUUGCUGGAUCAGAUAUUGCAACUGCAUCAUGUAAACAAGGACCAUUCUGUAGAGUUUCUGGUUUAACUUCUGGAUCAUCACCAGUUAUUUCAAUCUUUGUAACCAAUAAUGGUGAAGUUUCCAAUACUGUAUCUUCAACUCCUUCAUUGUAUCAACCAACCUCGCCACCAAUCAUCUCGUUUUCAAGAGUAUCACCAACCACUCUUAAUAUUUCAUGGACCGAAAAUGAUGGUGUUCCAGGCCUAUCUCUAUUUGACGUGUUAUUAAAUGGAACCAAUAUUUGUCCCAAUAUUGCUAUUAACAAUUGUUUAUAUAAUUCAAUUACCGAUGGAUUAUAUUACAACUUUACAAUCAUUGUUAAAAAUGAUAACUUUGUUUCAUCAAAUUCAAAAUCUUAUUUCUCUUAUCCUCCAACAACACCAGUUUUAGUAACAGCAAUUGGAAAGACAGGAUCAAUUUAUGUAAAUUGGACAGAGUCAAGUGGAGGUGUGCCAGAUGAAACUAAAUACCAUGUAUUCUUGUCUAUUGAUAAUGAUCAUUGGGCUAGAGUUUGUUUGGGUGGCGCUGCUAGUAAUAGUUUGAACCUUUCAUGUUUGGUUGAUGACUUGACAGACAAUACAUUCUAUUAUGUAAUGGUGACUGUUGAAAACACAGAUUUUGAAGUUUUAAGAACCAUUAGUAAUGCUACUACUCUACCUUUUAACGGUACCAAUAGUUGCAGACCAGCUGGAUCAGAAGUGGACUGUUCAGGUAAUGGUACAUGUCCAAAUCAUGAAUGUCUGUGUGCAGACGGUUGGGAUGGUCAAUAUUGUGAGGUACCAACUGACGGUGGUGGAGAUGGUGGAGAUGGUGGAGGUGGUGUGAUCAUUACACCUAAUCCAUCAAACCCAGGCAUUGAUAUUGAUAAAGGAGGUGUAAAAUACUCAUUCACAAUUAACAAACUAUUGGAACGUGAUUUGGAUAUGAAUGUUGCCAAAGUGUUAGAGUUGACAUCGAUUAAAUGGCAACCCGUCCAACAAGUCAAUGAUACUCUGGUACACCCAACCAACAAUGGAUCGGUGAUUAGACGUUCGUGGACAUACACAGCUAUCAAUGUAACCUCGUAUGCCGCUGUCAUCAAUAUCACCUUUAUCCAACUGGAAGCAAUCCCUAAUGUGACAGUUGGAGACUCUUACCCAAUGUCAUUUGCAGGUGAUGAGUUCCUUCUCAAGAUCGGGUCGUUCAAAUAUGCAAUGGAAAUAUCUCAAUGGAAUUGGGAUAGCCAGUUAUCAACACUAGAGUUAUGGACUAGUAUCAAUGCUCAACCUGAAGAAUGUGCCAGUGAUGAUUCCAAUCCCAUUGCAAUGGUCAAUGGUACAACAUCCAACUUUAUCAAUAUUGGUCAAGCCAACGGCAAACUACUGUACGGUAGACUUGUCAAACGCGUCGUUCUCGACUCUAUCCCUCGUUCAGUCAAUCACUACCUCGUACAAGAAUCCGAAACCAACACAACUGUCGUCACAGCCAUUCCAUACUUUGAAAACCAAGUCGACAUUGAUCCCAACUUUUCCCUCUUGCUCGACACCUCCAAAUCAUCCAAUGACGGUUGCUCCAAACCCGACAAUACCUGGCGUAUCAUUGUAGGUGUAGUAGUUGGAGUUGCUGCACUUGCAGCCAUCACAUUUGCAGGAACACUCUUUUACAAGAGAAAGCUAAGAAAUCAUCAACAACAAAAGACCCUAGCUAAAAAAUUAUCAUCCAUCAAUAAUAAUAAUCAGUCAUAA
Molecule: messenger RNA, 4605 nt
Organism: Cavenderia fasciculata
Lineage: Eukaryota; Evosea; Eumycetozoa; Acytosteliales; Cavenderiaceae
Exons: 9
Coding region: 1-4605 (1534 amino acids)
Biological process (GO): mitochondrial seryl-tRNA aminoacylation
Cellular component (GO): mitochondrion
Molecular function (GO): ATP binding; protein binding; tRNA binding
Source: RefSeq, a predicted model, not a curated record